Molecule: messenger RNA, 803 nt
Organism: Porites lobata
Lineage: Eukaryota; Metazoa; Cnidaria; Anthozoa; Scleractinia; Poritidae
Source: the annotation of a GenBank genome assembly
AUGGGGACUGCUCAACCAGUGAUCAGCUCUAACAGCUACCCGUCAUUUACUCCAUGGGAGGGGGCAGUCGGCCCCGUUUUAUCACCCGAGGGUGAGGACAGUCGUGCCUCGCGAGCGAUGACUACUCACAACCCGAGAAGCCCAAAAAGAAGCCUACUCACUGCGUACCGUUCCCGUGUGGGUGAAGGCACAAGGAAAAAAGCUUAAAGUGAAUGCAAUCCUAGAUGAUGCCUCAAACGAGACAUUCUUGAACGAAGAAGUGGCCGGAGCCCUUGGACUAAAGGAGUCUUAUCAAACCGUGAAAGUUCAUGUAUUGAACAAUUCUGUAGAGACGUUUCAGACUAUGCCGUUAAAAGUAGAGAUCGAAAGUGUUAAUGGUCAGUUUACAAAGGAAAUUGAAGUUAAGACCUGUCCCCGCAAUGUCACUGGAAAUUACCAAGUGGAGAAUUGGAAUGCGAAUAAAGGCAAGUGGCCUCACCUUGCACAGUGCGACUUCGCGUCACCAGCAAAAGACGGCUUGGUAGAUUUGUUGAUCGGUGUUGAUAAUGCUGACUUGCAUUACUCGUUUGCGCUUGGGUCCGCUUGGGUGGACUUGUAUCGGACCUCCAGAUGGUAGAGCGGAGACUGGAACAAGAACGCAUACAAUUCGAACACUGUUUACAAGGGAUGUAGGGCCGGUUAGUGUAGCAGGUGGUUGUUGUGAUUUAGAUGGAACGCUUAGGAGGUUUUGGGAGAUCGAGAGUUAUGGAACUGAGCUAAAUGACCGAGUCGUGUGUACUGCAGAAGAGAGAUUGGCCUUAUAA